Molecule: messenger RNA, 6418 nt
Organism: Fundulus heteroclitus (mummichog)
Lineage: Eukaryota; Metazoa; Chordata; Actinopteri; Cyprinodontiformes; Fundulidae
Gene: myo5b
Product: myosin VB
Exons: 40
Coding region: 107-5626 (1839 amino acids)
Biological process (GO): actin filament organization; vesicle transport along actin filament
Cellular component (GO): cytoplasm; myosin complex; vesicle
Molecular function (GO): actin filament binding; microfilament motor activity; ATP binding
Source: RefSeq, a predicted model, not a curated record
ACUCACCUGGCUGAUGUAAGAAGCCGAGCUGUGCUCAGACAGGUCUGACUCUGAGCCCGGCUCACACCUGAAUGCAGCACUGAGGAGGUUCUGGUGGGCCGGCAGGAUGGCCUCUGAAUAUAACCCCUACUGUAAGUUCACGCGGGUCUGGAUCCCGGACCCGGACGAGGUGUGGAAGGCUGCGGAGAUCACCAGAGACUACAAGGAGGGAGAACCGGUUCUCCACCUGCAGCUGGAGGAUGGCACGCCCCUGGAGUACCAGGUGGGUCCGAAGUCCAACGCGCUGCCGUUCCUGAAGAACCCCGACAUCCUGGUGGGCGAGAACGACCUGACGGCGCUGAGCUACCUGCAUGAACCCGCCGUGCUGCACAACCUGAGGGUCCGCUUCCUGGAGUCCAACAACAUCUACACCUACUGUGGUAUCGUGCUGGUGGCCAUCAACCCGUACGAGCAGCUGCAGAUCUACGGGGAGGAGGUGAUCACCGCCUACAGCGGGCAGAACAUGGGCGACAUGGACCCCCACAUCUUCGCCGUGGCCGAGGAGGCGUACAAGCAGAUGGCCAGAGACGAGAAGAACCAGUCCAUCAUCGUGAGCGGAGAGUCCGGCGCCGGGAAGACGGUGUCAGCAAAGUACGCCAUGAGGUACUUCGCCACGGUGGGCGGCUCCUCCAGCGACGCCAACGUGGAGGAGAAGGUCCUGGCCUCCAACCCCAUCAUGGAGGCCAUCGGGAACGCCAAAACCACGCGGAACGACAACAGCAGCCGCUUCGGGAAGUACAUCCAGAUCGUCUUCAGCAAACACUACCACAUCAUCGGCGCCAACAUGAGGACCUACCUGCUGGAGAAGUCCCGCGUCGUCUUCCAGGCUGAAGAUGAGAGGAACUACCACAUCUUCUACCAGCUGUGCGCCUCAGCCAGCCUACCAGAGUUUGAAGACCUGAGCCUGGCGAGCGCCGAGGACUUCACCUACACGUCUUUGGGAGAGAACAUCUUCAUCGAGGGAGUGAAUGACGCCGAGGACCUUAGAAGGACCAGGGAGGCCUUCACGCUGCUGGGUAUAAAGGAGAGCAGUCAGAGCAGCAUCUUCAAGAUCGUGGCCUCCAUCCUCCACCUGGGCAACGUGGAGAUCAUCUCUGAGCGUGACGGGGAGUCCUGCCACGUGGCUAGGAAGGACGUGCACCUGGAGCACUUCUGCAGGCUGCUGGGCGUGGAGCUGAAGCAGGUGGAGCACUGGCUGUGCCACAGGAAGCUGGCCACGGCCUCGGAGACCUACCUGAAGAAGAUGUCCUCGCAGCAGGCGCAGAACGCCCGCGACGCGCUGGCCAAGCACAUCUACGCCCGCCUCUUCGACUGGAUCGUGGAGCACAUCAACAGGGCGCUGCAGACCUCCGCCAAGCAGCACUCCUUCAUCGGGGUUCUGGACAUCUACGGCUUCGAGACCUUCGAGGUGAACAGCUUCGAGCAGUUCUGCAUCAACUACGCCAACGAGAAGCUGCAGCAGCAGUUCAACUCGCACGUCUUCAAGCUGGAGCAGGACGAGUACAUGAAGGAGGAGAUCUGCUGGACCCGCAUCGACUUCUACGACAACCAGCCCUGCAUCGACCUGAUCGAGGCCCGGCUCGGCAUCCUGGACCUGCUGGACGAGGAGUGCAAGGUUCCAAAGGGAACGGAUCAGAACUGGGCCCAGAAGCUCUACAAGCAGAACUCCAGCAGCGCUCACUUCCAGAAGCCCAGAAUGUCCAACACCUCCUUCAUCAUCAUCCACUUUGCUGACAAGGUGGAGUACCAGUGCGAAGGCUUCCUGGAGAAGAACAGAGACACCGUCUAUGAGGAGCAGAUCAACAUCCUGAAGGCCAGCCAGUUCCCGCUGGUCGCUGAUCUCUUCCAGGACAAAGACGGCGCCGCCUCCAAACCCUCCAAGGUGAACGUCCGGGCCCUGAAGACGGUCCCCAAAGUCCCCAACAAGGAGCACAGGAAGACCGUGGGCCACCAGUUCCGCUCGUCGCUGCACCUCCUGAUGGACACCCUGAACGCCACCACGCCUCACUACGUGCGCUGCAUCAAGCCCAACGACUUCAAGGAGGCCUUCUCGUUCGACUCGCGGCGGGCCGUGCAGCAGCUCCGGGCCUGCGGGGUUCUGGAGACCAUCCGGAUCAGCGCCGCCGGCUAUCCGUCCAGGUGGACCUACCCAGACUUCUUCAGCCGGUACCGGGUUCUGAUGAAGAAGUCCGACUUCACGUCAGCAGAUAAGAAGCAGGUGUGCAGGAACCUGCUGGAGACGCUGGUAAAGGAACCCGACAUGUUCCAGUUUGGGAAGACCAAGAUCUUCUUCCGGGCCGGACAGGUGGCGUACCUGGAGAAGCUGCGGACCGACCGGUUCCGCUCGGCCUGCAUCAAGAUCCAGAAGACGGUGCGGGGCUGGCUGCAGCGGAUCCGGUACCGCAAGAUCCGCGCCGCCGCCGUCGGCCUGCAGCGAUACGGCCGAGGAUACCUGGCCCGCAGGUACGCCGAGCUGCUGCGUCAGAACCGAGCCGCCCUCAUCUGUCAGAAGCAGUACCGCAUGGUCCGAGAACGGAGGCGGUACCUGAGGACCAGACGGGCCGUGGUCACCAUCCAGGCCUUCACCCGAGGAAUGUUCACCCGCCGGAUCUACUGGGAGUUCCUGCUGCACCACAAGGCCAUGGUGAUCCAGAAGCACGUGCGCGGCUGGCUGCAGCGGACCCGGUACCGGCGGCAGCGCGACGCCGCCGUCACCAUCCAGUGCGCCUUCAGGAGGACGCAGGCCAAGCGGCAGCUGAAGCAGCUGAAGAUCGAGGCGCGGUCCGCAGAACAUCUGAAGAACCUCAACACGGGCAUGGAGAACAAGAUCGUGCAGCUGCAGAGGAAGAUGGACGAGCAGUCCAAGGAGUACCGAAGCCAGAACGAGCAGCUGCUGAGCACCAACAGCGCCCUGGGCUCGGAGGUGGCCAAGCUGCAGAAGGAGCUGCAGGUGAUGCGGAGCCACAAGCCUGACGGAGGCCAGGUGGUGGCGCUGCAGCAGGAGGUGGAGGCGCUGCAGGAGGCGCUGCAGGAGGCGCAGGCCCAGAGGAAGAGGAUGGAGGAGGAGCACGGCAGCGAGAAGCUGAGCCUCGCCCAGAGGGUGGAGGAGCUGGAGAAGGAGAACGCGGUUCUGAAGACGGAGAAGGACGAGCUGAACCGCCGGAUCCAGCAGCAGGCCAAGAACUCCGCAGAGGAGGCGAGCAGCGCCUCGCUGCAGACCGAGCUGGACCAGGAGCGGGAACGGUACCAGAACCUCCUGAAGGAGUUCUCCAGGCUGGAGCAGCGCUACGACAACCUGAAGGAGGAGAUGUCUCUGAACAAGCAGUUCCACCCGGGUCACCACCGGAACCCGUCCAACCAGAGCAGCCUGGAGUCGGACUCCAACUACCCGUCUGUGUCCACCUCUGAGGUGGGAGACACCGAGGACUCCAUCCAGCAGGUGGACGAGAUGGGCCUGGAGAAGGCGGCCAUGGACAUCAGUCUGUUCAUGAAGCUGCAGAAACGGGUCAGAGAGCUGGAGACGGAGAGGAAGAGGCUGCAGCUCAACCUGGACAAGAUGGAGGAGCUGGCCAAGCGCAAGGGUUCUGACGCCAGGAGAACGUCUGACGUGGAGAACGCGGAUCUGGCCUACAACAACCUGAAGAGGCAGGAGCUGGAAUCAGAGAACAAGAAGCUGAAGAACGACCUGAACGACCUGAGGAAGACCAUCGCUGAGCGCGCCACGCAGGACGGCGCCACCGGCGAGCUGCAGGACAGCUACAACCUGCUGCUCGGUCAGCUGAAGGCGGCCGGCGAGGAGCUGGACGCCCGCAAGGAGGAGGUUCUGAUCCUGAGGACCCAGAUCGUGAGCAGCGUGCAGCAGCAGGAGCAGAGCGUGCGCACGGAAGGUGAGGCGGACGGCGGUCCGGAUGGCGGCGCCGAGCCGGCGGACAAAGAGGAGGCGCUCAAAGCGUACCACGGCCUGAGCGAGUCCAAGAAUGGGCUGCAGGACUGGGCCCGGCUGAACGAGGACGGCGAGCUGGGUCUGGCCUACCAGGGUCUGAAACGAGUGUCCAGGCUGCUGGAGGCCCAGCUGCAGAACCAGGCCCGGCGGCACCGGGACGAGCUGGAGGCGCUGAACACGCAGAUCGAGCUGCUGAAGGACGACCUGGAGAAGAAGCAGGAGCACCUGAACAACAUCUCCUCCCUGUCCCCAGAGGCCAGGGUGGAGUACACCGUCCAGCAGGAGCUCAACCGGCUCUCCAACGAAAACCUGAACCUCAAGGAGCUGCUGGAGAAACUGGAGAAGAACGAGAGGAAGCUGAAGAAGCAGCUGAGGAUCUACAUGAAGAAGGUCCAGGAGCUGGAAGCUUCCCUGGCUGCGACCCAGAACCGGACCAAACACGAGCUGACCCGGCAGGUGACGCUGCAGAGGAAGGAGAAGGACUUUGAGGGGAUGCUGGAGUACGUGAAGGAGGACGAGGCCCGGCUCAUCAAGACCCUCAUCACAGACAUCCGACCCGGUUCUGUGUCGGCCACCGUCCCCUGCCUGCCCGCCUACAUCCUCUUCAUGUGCAUCCGCCACGCCGACUACGUCAACGACGACCAGAAGGUGGUGUCGCUGCUCACCUCCACCAUCAACGCCAUCAAGAAGGUCCUCAAGAGGAACAACGACGACUUUGAGAUGAUGUCGUUCUGGCUGGCCAACACCAGCCGGCUGCUGCACUGCCUGAAGCAGUACAGCGGAGAGGAGGCCUUCAUGACCCAGAACACGGCCAAACAGAACGAGCACUGCCUGAAGAACUUUGACCUGGCCGAGUACCGGCAGAUCCUGAGCGACUUGUCCAUCCAGAUCUACCAGCAGCUCAUCAAGGUGGCCGAGGGCAUCAUCCAGCCCAUGAUCGUGUCGGCCAUGUUGGAGAGCGAGAGCAUCCCGAGCCUGGCCGGAGUCAAACCCAUGGGCUACCGGAACCGCUCGUCCAGCAUGGACACGGACGCGGACGGGCCCACCAGCUACACGCUGCAGGGCCUGAUCCGGCAGCUGGCCCAGUUCAACGGCACCAUGCGGGACCACGGGAUGGACCCCGAGAUCGCCGGCCAGGUGGUCCGCCAGCUCUUCCACCUCAUCAACGCCGUCACGCUCAACAACCUCCUGCUGCGCAAAGACGUCUGCUCCUGGAGCACCGGCAUGCAGCUCAGGUACAACACCAGCCAGCUGGAGGAGUGGCUGCGGGCCAACAACCUGUUCCAGAGCAAAGCCGCCGCCACGCUGGAGCCCAUCAUCCAGGCCGCUCAGCUGCUGCAGGUCAAGAAGAAGACGUCCCAGGACGCCGAGGCCAUCUGCUCGCUCUGCACCGCGCUCACCGUGCAGCAGAUCGUGAAGAUCCUGAACCUGUACACGCCUCUGAACGAGUUCGAGGAGCGGGUCACCGUGUCCUUCAUCAGAAACAUCCAGAGUAACCUCCAGGAGAGGAACGACCCACCGCAGCUCCUGAUGGACACCAAGCACACCUUCCCCGUCCUCUUCCCUUACACCCCCUCGGCUCUGAGCCUGGAGGGCAUGCACAUCCCCGCCUCCCUGGGCCUGGACUUCCUCAUCAGGGUGUGACGUCUCUCAGAGCUCCACAGACUCUGACGUAUAACCUUUGCUUCGUUCGUCCGUUUCCUCCUGGUCUGGUCUGCAGCACCUCUGAGACGUUCCUCAGUGCAGGUGGUUAGCUCCUGGCUGCGGUCCAGAGACGGUCAGAGCAGGUGAGCCAGGAGGUUCAGGGAGAGCAGCAGGAGGAGAGCAGCAGGAGGAGAGCAGCAGGUGGAGAGCAGCAGGAGGAGAGCAGCAGGUGGAGAGCAGCAGGUGGAGAGCAGGAUGGACGAAGAUGUCCCCAGGAAGCAAGUCUGAAGCAGCAGGAGCAACAUCUACAGCUGCGUCGUGUCUGUGGAGCCUCCAGACGUCUCAUCCUGUUGCUGUGAGCAGAUGUUGGAUCUCUGACCAGAACCAUGUGGAUCAGGACCUGAAGCCGAGGUUCUCCUCAGUCCAAUUAUGAUUUUAAACCAAUCAGAACUCGUCAUCCUCAGAUUUCUCUGUAAUCAGGAGAAAACGGACCGACUUUAAAUCUCAACACUUCUUUCAUGUUCAGCUUUUAUUUUGAAAGUUUGGGAUCUUCUUCCUGUGUGAUUCCUCCAGUUUGUGGUGACACUAAAGUGUAAAAUAUAGAAAUCAGGUGUAUUUUCUAUCAGCCAGAACCGCCUCUGUGUCUGCAGCGUGCCCCAAAGCAAUAAAGGAUCCGGUUCUGGUUCUUCGGACCCGUAGCUGCUGCAGAACUUUGUGCUUCAUGCAGAUCGGUUCUUCCUCUGUAAUAAAGAUUUCUCUGUCAGAGCUUUAAAAUAUUGUUUCUGAGUAAAA